Molecule: messenger RNA, 4365 nt
Organism: Pteronotus mesoamericanus
Lineage: Eukaryota; Metazoa; Chordata; Mammalia; Chiroptera; Mormoopidae
Gene: SUFU
Product: SUFU negative regulator of hedgehog signaling
Exons: 12
Coding region: 165-1622 (485 amino acids)
Cellular component (GO): cytoplasm; nucleus
Molecular function (GO): transcription factor binding
Source: RefSeq, a predicted model, not a curated record
CGACGGCCUGGGCGGACGGUUCGCUGUGCGCAGGCGCGGAUCGUGGACCUCGCUGCAGCCCCCAUCGCUUCGGGUAGUCGCACUUACGGGGUCCACCCGCUGGCGCGUCAGUUCUCUCCCGCUCGUCCGCCCUCCCGAGUCCUCCCAGCGCUCUACGCGCCGGGAUGGCGGAGCUGCGGCCUAGCGGUGCCCCCGGCCCCACCGCGCCCCCGGCCCCUGGCCCUACUGCACCACCGGCCUUCGCCUCGCUCUUUCCCCCGGGACUGCACGCCAUCUACGGAGAGUGCCGCCGCCUUUACCCUGACCAGCCGAAUCCGCUCCAGGUUACAGCUAUCGUCAAAUACUGGUUGGGCGGCCCAGACCCCUUGGACUAUGUUAGCAUGUACAGGAACGUGGGGAGCCCUUCUGCCAACAUCCCUGAGCACUGGCACUACAUCAGCUUCGGCCUGAGCGAUCUCUAUGGUGACAACAGAGUCCAUGAAUUUACAGGAACAGAUGGACCUAGUGGUUUUGGCUUUGAGUUGACAUUUCGUCUGAAGCGAGAAACAGGGGAGUCCGCUCCCCCAACGUGGCCAGCAGAGCUAAUGCAGGGCUUGGCCAGAUACGUGUUCCAGUCAGAGAACACCUUCUGCAGUGGGGACCACGUGUCUUGGCACAGCCCUUUGGAUAACAGUGAGUCAAGAAUCCAGCACAUGCUGCUGACAGAGGACCCGCAGAUGCAACCCGUGCAGACGCCCUUUGGGGUAGUUACCUUCCUGCAGAUUGUCGGCGUCUGCACUGAGGAGCUCCAUGCAGCCCAGCAGUGGAACGGGCAGGGCAUCCUGGAGCUGCUGCGGACGGUGCCCAUCGCUGGCGGCCCCUGGCUGAUAACUGACAUGCGGAGGGGAGAGACCAUAUUUGAGAUCGAUCCGCACCUGCAACAGGAGAGAGUUGACAAAGGCAUCGAGACGGACGGCUCCAAUCUAAGCGGUGUCAGUGCCAAGUGUGCCUGGGAUGACCUGAGCCGGCCCCCUGAGGAUGAUGAAGACAGCCGGAGCAUCUGCAUAGGCACACAGCCCCGGCGGCUCUCUGGCAAAGACACGGAGCAGAUCCGGGAGACCCUGAGGAGAGGACUUGAGAUCAACAGCAAGCCCGUCCUUCCACCCAUCAACCCUCAGCGGCAGAAUGGCCUCACCCAUGACCGGGCCCCGAGCCGCAAAGACAGCCUGGAAAGCGACAGUUCCACGGCCAUUAUUCCCCACGAGCUGAUCCGCACACGGCAACUCGAGAGUGUACAUCUGAAAUUCAACCAAGAGUCAGGAGCCCUCAUUCCUCUGUGCCUAAGGGGCAGGCUCCUGCAUGGACGGCACUUUACAUAUAAAAGUAUCACAGGUGACAUGGCCAUCACGUUCGUCUCUACGGGAGUGGAAGGCGCCUUUGCCACUGAGGAGCACCCUUACGCAGCUCAUGGACCCUGGUUACAAAUUCUGUUGACUGAAGAAUUUGUAGAGAAAAUGUUGGAGGACUUAGAAGAUUUGACUUCUCCAGAGGAAUUCAAACUUCCCAAGGAGUACAGCUGGCCCGAAAAGAAGCUGAAAGUCUCCAUCCUACCCGACGUGGUGUUCGACAGUCCACUGCACUAGCCUGGGCUGGGCCCUGCAGGGGCCAGAGGAGAGCCCGGCUGCUCCCCAGGAACUUCGGUAUAACAACUGUGUGAGAGGGACUCCCACCAUUAAAAGGCAGGACAAGCGUGAGGAUGACUGAGCAGCCACACACCUGCAGCGUGGUGGGACGCCGGGCAUGGGCGGCUGACCCCCCCUCGCCUGCAACGCCAGGCCCACGUGGCCAGGCCCUGAGCCCACUGGGCACUGAGCAGGCAAAUGCAAGCCUUCACUUUCUGCUGCCGCCACAAGUUCUGGUUUGAGAAGUGACUCCAGACCUUUGAUGUGCCCCUAGGUCUCAGGCCUCGUUUCUCGCCUACCCCCUGCCACGCAGCCCAGCAGGAAGGAGGUGGAGCGGCCCUGUGGGUUCAGCACCGAGCUCGGCUCCAGGAAGCCUUGAGUAGUCAGGCUCCUCCCACCACGGAACAAUUCCUCUGAUCAUGUUUGGUUUUGUUCCUCUAUUUUUAUUUUGUAGAAACUGAUGGUAUUUUAUUGCUCUUCAAAGAUGUCCAGAAGCUGUGUAUAUAAUGUUUUUUAAACAAGACUUUAUUCGCAGAUGAACUUUUGCAUUCUCUCAGACAGGGGCCCGGGGCUGUCUUCCCCUGACCCGCCACCAGAGACGGCGCCAGUGGCUCACCCGCCAGCCCAGGGCCCAGAGGAGCCCGCUUCAGAGAGAGGCUUUUCUCCCAGGUUGGCCGGCGGAGCCCAGGGCAGAGAACUGAGACGCCCCCCAUGCGGCCCUGAGCCCAGUUCAGCUGGGGCCAAGCAGGGAUGCUGCUGGUCCCCAAGUGGCCUGGGCCCCACAAAUUCAAGGACCAUCGGGUCUCAGAGACAUGGUGGCCUCAGCCUCAUCUUCCAGGCCUUUCCCACCCAGCCAGGCUUGCCUGGGAGAGGGUGAGGCCCAGCACCUCACAGAUCACCCCCGCCUGCCACUCAGGGCCUGGGUCUCCAGCUCUUUGACCACUCUGAUCCCAUUUCCUCAUUCCCCUGGGCCUCCCAGCCUCCAGGCUGCAGGAGUCUGGCUUAUUAAAAACAGAGAAAUUAACGUCUCGACAUGUCUAUAACGUUGAUUUUGCAAACACCGCACUCUACUGCCCUCCCAUCCAUCCUCCCUGACCCAUUCAUGUCUCAUCUUCCAUUCUCCAUACUUGUCCUGCAUCUGGGCCUCUCAUGGUCCUUGGUCCCUUGCCUGAAAACUGCAAUUCUUAUGACCUUCCUCCCAGAAGCCCUGUGGUUUGGGGGUUCCUCUUGGGUUAUCUCCUACUUCUGCCCAGGAAUCAACAAGCCCCCUUCGUACCCUCUUACUCCCAAGUCUAGGGACCACUAUUUCAGGAUCAUCUUUCAGGCCUGUCCAAAGCAAAGCCAUUUUGUCUGUCAGGGACCAUGACCUUCCCUGCCUGCAUGGCCACACACAGGCACCACCAGGAGGCCCACAGGUGCAGGGCCCUGCUGAUGACAGAUCCAGCCAAAGAGCUGCCUCCACGGGCCAUAAAGGCUGUGGCCGGGCUCCCCAGGGAACAGUAGCUGGACUUCCGAGGGACCUUGGUCCUUCUCUGCACACACCCUCAGGGCCACCUGGUUAACUCCAUCAAACUCGGAGCUGCAAGGCAGAUAGGCCUGGAGUGGCAGGGGAGACAGGCUUCCGGCUGCCAGCAGCCGUGUGGGAACCCUCUGGACCUGACGCUGGCAGCCGCUGUGCCUUGCCUGAGAAUUUUUCAGAAGGACAUUUCCUGGCUUUCGCCCACCGCAGCACCCCUGCCUUUGAAGCUCUCGUCUUCUGACGUUUUGUGGCCAGAGAGGUGCCCUGAGCUUUCCUCCUGCCCUUGCUCCCCCCCACCUGCCUCUCCACCAAUCCUUUCUUUCUGGGGCCCUACCUCCACCUGCCUGGUUUGGCAGCAGGGAGGGGGGUAUCUUCUGAACUAAGAUUUGUCAUCAGUAUGGGAGGCAGGAGGGAAGUAGGUGAGCUCUGAACGCUGAGCCCAUGAAGCCUGUGAUCCCAUUCCUGUGCUACGAUGUAAGGAACCUCCAAGGUCACGCCGGGGCCAGGCCUCCACUUCCUUCCCCUGCGGUGCACCGGCUGCAGGGCAGUACCUAGACACCUGCUGCCUCUGACCAGACCUCCUUUCCCUUGUUCAGUGGAGUCUUCCCAGUGGUUGUUCUGGGAGGGGGUCUCCACUGAGCUGGCUGAUGAGAGGGAACCCUCACUGCGAAAUAAGCGAGGCGACCACGUCCUGUGCCCAGUGCAGCACCCAAAGCGUGGUGGGUGCUCACUAAGUGUAUCCCUUCUUUCCCUGCCUGCAGCCCUUUGGCAGCCCUGACCUCGCAGCGAGCGGGGAGGUAAGGGGCUUCCUUCCCUGAUCUGCCUCUUCCACUGGCUUCCUUGAGGUUCACCCAGUCCCACCCCUCCCCCCAGGUCCCUGGUGCUAGGAAGAGGCUCCCCAGCGUUGUUUGCCUGCUAUAUGAGACCAAUCCUGUGGCUCCUCAGGUCCAGUACGGGCUGCGGGAGGACCACAGACCCAGCUGCCAUCCGGAGGGGUGGAGAGGCUUGUGCAAGGUCUCAGGUCUGGCCUGGGAGCUGGUACUUCUUCCUGCCCUUCUCUUCCUCUUCCAAAGGCCGGGCUCCAGGGCAGGGUCUGGGAAGCCACGGGGAGCUUAAAAGGGCUAGAGUGUUUUUAAAAGAUGAACACAGAGUCUUGGGACUGGGUUUUAAGAUUGACUUGAGAGC